UUGAAAUUUUGUUAUGUAUUCGGGAAUAUGGAUUUUGUAAAUUGGGUUCUUAUUAUUAUUUUAUUUAUCUUUCUUGCAGUGUCAGAAAACUGAAGAUUUCAUGUGGAUUUUUGAAGCUGUAGCCAUUGCAAUUGAAAAUGGAGCCUUUCUCUUUUGUGUCAGAAAACUGAAGAUUUCAUGUGGGAUUUUGAAGCUGUAGACAAUGCAACUGAAAAUGAAGCUCUUCUCCGUUGCAGCAAGGGACGGAGAUUGGAUUUGCCCGAAGGUUGUUUUUUCAGUAGUGAUUGUUUGUUGUUUCUCUUUGGUUUUUGGGGUGACGGAUCCUCAAGAUCUUGAAAUAUUGAUAGAAUUUCAGAAGGGUUUGGACAAUCCGGAGCUGCUUAAAUGGCCGUCCGGCAGUGAUCCCUGUGGUCCACCUCAAUGGCCUCAUGUCUACUGUGAAAACUCAAGGGUCACUCAGAUUCAAAUACAAAACCUUGGACUGUCAGGCACUCUCCCUCCAAACUUCAACCGCCUUUCAAAGCUCUUGAAUAUUGGCUUCCAGAGGAACAAAUUCCAUGGCAAUUUGCCAACCUUCAGUGGCUUAUCUCAAUUGCAGUAUGCUUAUCUCGGCAACAACCAGUUCGAGACGAUCCCCUUCGAUUUCUUCGAUGGCCUUGAUAGCUUGCAGGUUAUGUCCUUGGAUUACAGCCCGUUGAACAAGACCACCGGGUGGUCAUUACCUCUGUCACUGCAGAAAUCGGCGCAGCUGACGAAUCUUUCUCUGAUCGGAUGCAACCUUGUUGGCCAGUUGCCAGAUUUCUUGGGCCAGAUGGGCUCCCUGACGGCACUGAAACUGUCUUACAACAGCCUCUCUGGUGAGAUCCCCUCUAGCUAUGGCAGUUCCGAGUUGCAGAUCCUGUGGCUGAAUAACCAGCAGGGAAGCAAGCUGUCUGGCCCAAUUGAUGUUGUCACCUCGAUGGCCUCGAUCAAGCAGUUAUGGCUGCACGGGAAUCAAUUCACGGGGACCAUCCCUGUGGGCAUUGGGAAAUGUUCUUCUCUCACAGAUCUCUGGCUCAAUGACAAUGAGCUUGUUGGUCCCAUUCCCGACGCUUUGGCAACGCUGCCGCUUCAUACGGUGAAAUUAGACAACAACAAGCUAACAGGACCAAUCCCAAAGUUGCAAGUCGAGAAUUACACUUACUCUGGCAAUUCGUUCUGUCAGUCUGCUCCUGGUAUCCCGUGCGCACCGGAGGUUACUGCACUCUUGGGUUUUCUUGGAGACGUCAAUUACCCGUCAAGACUUGCCUCUUCCUGGUCUGGUAAUGAUCCUUGUUCCAUUUCAUGGUUAGGAAUUACUUGUGGUGGGCAGAAAGUUUCUGUAAUAAAUCUCCCGAAUUUCCAGCUAAAUGGUACUUUGAGUCCAUCGAUCGGGCAGUUGGAUUCUCUUACGACGAUUAUACUUGCAGGAAACAAUUUAAGUGGCAAAGUUCCUGUGAACCUGACAUCAUUGAAGUCGUUGAAAUUGUUGGAUCUGAGCAGGAACAAUUUUGAUCCUCCUUUACCGAAAUUUAGCAACAGUGUAAAGAUUGUGUACGUUGGAAAUCCUAAGCUGAAUGGAUCUCCGCCUGUGACAUCUCCACCACCGAACAACAAUCCCUCAUCGGGAAAUACACAGCCACCUACUAGUAAUCAGUCUCCUUCAUCUGGUGGUAUCCCACCAAAUUCAAGUAAUUCAGGAAACCCGAUCAGACACGAGAGUUCCAAAACAUCCAAGAUCAUUAUCAUUGCAAUUGUGGGUGUCGUAGCUUUGGCAUUGUCGGUAUUGGUAAUGCUUAUAUGUAGGAAGAAAAGGCAUGCUUCACAAGCUCCGAGUUCCUUUGUAGUUCAUCCAAAGGAUCCAUCUGAUCCGGACAACAUGCUCAAAAUCGUAGUUGCCAACAACAACGACAUGAGCUUGUCGAAUCUUACUGCAAGCAGUUCGCAGAGUAGAAAUAGUAGUGGGACGAACGAAACACAUGUUGUUGAGGUUGGGAAUUUGGUCAUAUCGGUACAAGUUCUUCGCAAUGUCACUAGGAAUUUCGCUCCAGAGAAUGAGGUCGGACGAGGAGGUUUCGGGGUGGUUUACAAGGGAGAAUUAGAUGAUGGGACUACUAUAGCGGUUAAGAGAAUGGAGGCCUCCGUGAUUAGUAAUAAGGCCUUGGAUGAAUUUCAGGCCGAGAUUGCGGUUCUUUCAAAGGUCCGACACCGACACCUUGUAUCCCUACUUGGGUAUUCCAUUGAAGGACAUGAAAGGCUGUUGGUUUAUGAAUACAUGCCUCAGGGAGCUUUAAGUAAGCAUCUCUUCCAUUGGAAGAAGAUGAACAUGGAGCCCCUCUCUUGGAAGAGGCGGCUGAAUAUUGCAUUGGAUGUCGCUAGAGGGAUGGAGUAUCUUCAUAAUCUAGCUCAUCAGAGCUUCAUCCAUAGAGAUCUGAAGUCUUCAAACAUCCUUCUUGGUGAUGAUUAUCGUGCAAAGGUUUCAGAUUUUGGAUUAGUGAAACUUGCUCCCGAUGGAAACAAUUCUGUGGCAACGAGGCUUGCGGGAACAUUUGGAUACUUGGCGCCAGAAUAUGCCGUCACUGGGAAAGUCACGACGAAAGCUGAUGUCUUCAGCUACGGGGUGGUGCUGAUGGAGCUUGUGACUGGGCUAGCAGCACUCGAUGAGGACCGGCCUGAGGAGAGCCGAUACCUUGCCGAAUGGUUCUGGCGCAUUAAGUCCAGCAAGGAGAAGCUACUGGCAGCCAUUGAUCCGGUUCUUGAUGUGACAGAGUCGACGUUCGAAAGCAUCUCCAUCAUUGCGGAAUUAGCUGGGCAUUGCACGGUUAGAGAGCCCACCCAACGUCCGGAGAUGGGCCAUGCAGUGAAUGUCUUGGCCCCACUUGUCGAGCAGUGGAAGCCUAUAUGUGAUGACCAGGAGGAGUAUCUGGGGAUUGAUUGCAGUCAACCUCUCCAUCAAAUGGUGAAAGGGUGGCAAGCGGCGGAUGGCACGGAUUAUAGCUUGACGGGUCUUGACGAUAGCAAGGGAAGCAUUCCGGCCAGGCCUACUGGAUUCGCCGACUCUUUUACCUCCGCUGAUGGCCGGUAAGUAAAUUAAGUAUGAUUUUCUAUCCAUUGAUUGGUCUCUCUUCGUGCUUUUAGUUUGCGUUCUCUUCUAGACUUCUUGCUUGUGUGUAGAUAGUCUUUGAUGGAACCAUUUCUCAUCUUAUGAGCAUAAAUCACCAUAUUUUUAAUGGGUUUAUUUCUUGCGGUGGGCGGAGCCGAGGAUUUCCGUGUUAUUGGGAUUUGUGUUGUAGAUACAGAGAGCUAUACAUAAAUAUAUCUAUUUUGCAUUCCUUCA
Molecule: messenger RNA, 3355 nt
Organism: Magnolia sinica
Lineage: Eukaryota; Viridiplantae; Streptophyta; Magnoliopsida; Magnoliales; Magnoliaceae
Product: receptor protein kinase TMK1-like
Exons: 4
Coding region: 203-3103 (966 amino acids)
Biological process (GO): protein phosphorylation
Molecular function (GO): ATP binding; protein binding; protein kinase activity
Source: RefSeq, a predicted model, not a curated record